AUGCAAGACUCACCACAACCCUCCACCGCGAACAUCGCAGUCGCAUGCGCUCUCGUCGCAGGUGUCACUGGCUACUUUCUCGGACAAGCGAAAUCUCUAGGUCUUUUUGGAGGAAGCCCCAUCACGGAGGCUCCGCAAGAGAAACGCAAAGCGGAGGAGUCGGACGAAUCGAGCGAUGAAGAAGACGACACGGCGCCUGCCGACUUUCCAGACCACCCAGAAGAAUGCAAACUGGUGCUGGUAGUGCGGACAGAUUUGGGCAUGACGAAGGGCAAAAUCGGCGCUCAGUGUGGCCACGCGACUCUUGCCUGCUACAAACAAUUCCUCCGUGCCGCACCCAACUCGCCUAUACUCCGCCGCUGGGAACGAUCGGGACAGGCCAAGGUUGCGCUGCAGGUCAAAAGCGAGGAGGAACUCGAAAUGCUGCAGGCGCAGGCAGUCAGCUUGGGGGUGGUUGCACAUAUCAUACACGACGCAGGGCGGACGCAGAUAGCCAGUGGCAGCGCAACCGUCUUGGGGAUCGGUCCAGCACCGAAGGGUAUCAUUGAUCAGGUCACGGGGCAUCUGAAGCUGCUGUAG
Molecule: messenger RNA, 579 nt
Organism: Periconia digitata
Lineage: Eukaryota; Fungi; Ascomycota; Dothideomycetes; Pleosporales; Periconiaceae
Source: the annotation of a GenBank genome assembly